CCGCCCGCGCCUCGCUGUCCGCGCCGCGCCUCGGGCGUCCAGAGCGCGCCCAUCGCACAGCAGCGAGCGCCGCCCGCAGCAGCCCAGCCCCAGCCUUCUCCUCCGCCGCCGCCGCCGGACACGCAGCCGCAGGCCGGGGCCGGGACGCAGCUGGGGAGUCAGGGACGCGCGCAGCCAGCCCUUCCCCCUCCGGCUCCCGCACCGCCGGCCGCCUCCCCUCGCCCUCCUCCUCCCUCCCUGCUCCUUCGCUUCUCCUCCUCCUCCUGCACGGCCCGGCUGCCAGCACCAUGUCCGCAGGGGGAGAUUUUGGGAACCCACUGAGAAAAUUCAAGUUGGUGUUCCUGGGGGAGCAGAGCGUCGGGAAGACGUCUCUGAUCACGCGGUUCAUGUAUGACAGCUUCGACAACACAUACCAGGCAACCAUUGGGAUUGACUUCUUGUCAAAAACCAUGUACUUGGAAGAUCGUACGGUGCGGCUGCAGCUCUGGGACACAGCCGGCCAGGAGAGGUUUCGCAGCCUGAUUCCCAGCUACAUCCGGGAUUCCACCGUGGCUGUGGUGGUGUACGACAUCACAAAUCUCAACUCCUUCCAGCAGACCUCUAAGUGGAUCGAUGACGUCAGGACAGAGAGGGGCAGCGAUGUCAUCAUCAUGCUGGUGGGCAACAAGACGGACCUGGCUGACAAGAGGCAGAUAACCAUCGAGGAGGGGGAGCAGCGCGCCAAAGAACUGAGUGUCAUGUUCAUUGAGACCAGCGCCAAGACCGGCUACAACGUGAAGCAGCUCUUUCGACGUGUGGCAUCAGCUCUGCCUGGAAUGGAGAAUGUCCAGGAGAAAAGCAAAGAAGGGAUGAUUGACAUCAAGCUGGACAAACCCCAGGAGCCCCCAGCCAGUGAGGGCGGCUGCUCCUGCUAAUGCAGCCUGACCUGCCGGCUUCCUUUGACACUACUCGCUUGUUGUGUUGCUUCCUAUUGGUUAGCUUCCUAAGGGGGGUGGGAGAUGAGCUUAUCAAGAUGGGAGGAUUUUUCUUUUCUCUCUGUCUCUAGGAGUAGGGUGGGGUGGGGAGGGAGGCUGGGCAUCAGGGAUCACGUCACUCUUAACAGCUGUUACUUAAACAACUAUUUUUUGGUUUGGUUGUAAUAUAUUGUACUUUAUUAAGAUUGCCAAAAACUGUUAAAAUUUAAAAAAAAAAUUUAAAUCAUGUGUAUACAACUUUUUGCCAGAUAAAAAUGUAGUCAUUCUUAUUUAAAAGAUGUGCUUUUUGUUUUUGUAUAUUUGUAAACUUACAGAGAACCUUUUCCACACACCUCCUCCUUCCUGCCCUCUUUGAAUGGUCAUCACCUCUGCCCUCCUUCCACCCUAGCCCGAUAAAUUACAAUUAAUGGGGCAACUUAAUUAGGCUCCAGUCCCAAGCCCCACCCACCAAACAGGCCCUACCUGGUUAAAUCAAACACUGAACAAAAUAGCCUCUGAAGAGGCAACUUUUAACUCUGUCCUCCUUCCGUGGCCAGAGUGGGACAUCAGCCAUGGCCCUGAGCUGAAAUUAAGGCCUUGUGGAUGGCAGGGAGCCCAGCCAGAGGCCUCACUGGAAUUACUCCUGCCUCCCCGCCUCCCCUCCCUGACAAGCCUUGAAGGCAUGGAGGGCACUUGCCUUGCAUCCUGUGCCCUCUGUGGCCCACUCAGUGACUGGCAGAGCAAAAGGUCAUCGGAAGGAAGGAUGGGGUGCUGGUGGCAACUGUGGGCUUGUACAGGUCUAUCUGUGGUUCAUAGCCUUGGGGCACCAUGUGUGGUUCUGAAAAUGUUCUAACCAACCUUCCCAGUAGUCAGCACCCGUGUCUGGGUUGAGUCUAAGGAAAUAGCAAAGAGAAAUUCAGUGUGUAUUGCUCUGAAGCCCUCGGCCUUGCACGCCAGUGAAGCUUGAGCCUGAAUCGCAUGGUGUGUGUCUGUGACUGGGGAAGGGGGUGUUGAUUCCGGUACCACAACCUUGAAGAUGCAUGUUCAGAUUCUCGGUUGCUAAUACUAUUGAGCACUGUUCUGGAAAAGCUGACUUGCCCCACUGGCAUCGAGCAGUUGUAGUCAUUGUGCACGUACCUGAGGAUAUUGCAGCCGCGCUCUGGCUGCCUGGGGGUGCUGCUGAUGUGGGGUUUCCAGAAGGCUGCCCAGAGAGCUAUCCUUGCCAUUUCGACUCAUUUCUGAGAAGGGCUUAGUCCUGAGGGCCUAUAAAAUCUCUGAAGAGAAUUCUAAGGGAAUGCAACCCAUUUGGUCAGCAUUCCAAAUAGAUCCAGAUUUACUGAACCUGACCCUGCGUAGAGCCAGGCCAUAGGCACCAACUCUGGCCGAAACCCAUAAACCCUGCCCACCCAAGCUGGCAUGGCCUCUGCCUCCAGGCUGCUGUUGGGCAUUUCCUAGGUGAGCUAAACGACCAUCUGGGAGUGGGAGGGGGGGAAUUCCUCCACAAAACAGGACUCUAACAAGUUAUUGCAGUGAAUUUUGGAACUUCUCAGAAACUAAUCCAAAAUGGCAGCCAAUAAGUGGACAGGACUCACUGGUAUUUGUCCAGUGGGCCUGUCACACACUCUCAGCUUAAGGAGAUUGUGUAUGUCGGAGCUGAUCUUUAGAGAGGAAUUUAUCUUCAGGUGAAGAAGAGAAGUAGGAUUCUCACUGAGCUCCUCUUCCAGAAGGCAAAGACUGAUGUAUGAACGUAAUUCCAGUGUCAUGUGUUUAGUUUUUAUAUGUGUGUACAUAAUUAUAUAUAGAGAUAGACUUGUGUAUACACCUUCCACACACAUUCUCACAGAGAUACAUGUGCUCAGUGUAUAUUCUUGUUUUUCCUGCUCUCAAGUUGGAACUUGCAUUGUGAUAAGUUUUGGAAAUUCAAAAGUACUGCAACGUGUUGAAAUAAGAAAUACUUAAUAUUGUCAAAAAACUUGUGAUUGUCUUGCCAUCAAUAAACUAAUGCAUAGAUGUGUUCAACUACAGGCAAAAA
This is a messenger RNA of Neogale vison (American mink), 2985 nucleotides long. RefSeq names its product RAB6B, member RAS oncogene family (gene RAB6B). Gene Ontology annotation, molecular function: GTP binding; GTPase activity. The coding region runs from base 288 to 914 and encodes 208 amino acids. Lineage: Eukaryota; Metazoa; Chordata; Mammalia; Carnivora; Mustelidae. The record is from RefSeq and is a predicted model, not a curated record. The transcript has 8 exons.